GGAAGAACCAAAUUUGGGGGCGUUAGGAUAAGAUUUGUUUUCCACACUUCCCAAUUCCCAGAAAACCUUUCACGUCAUCCUCACCUUUGUUUUAUUUAACUUCGCACAUCUAUAAAACAUCUCUCAUUUCUAACCAACUUCUCCGACACAGUCUUUUGCUUCAAUAACUUAGAGAACUAAACAAGAAGAUGCAACCCACUUCGGAUGUCAACCAACGCCUUGCAAGAAUCUCUGCGCAUCUCCACCCUCCUAGUUUCCAGAUGGGGGAGAGUUCGGGUUUGAGACCGGCGAAUUGCCGGGCAAAAGGCGGGGCUCCCGGGUUCAAGGUGGCGAUUUUGGGUGCUGCAGGGGGCAUAGGGCAGCCUCUGGCCCUGUUGAUGAAGAUUAAUCCACUGGUUUCGGUUCUUCAUCUCUACGAUGUGGUCAACACUCCUGGUGUUACAGCUGAUAUCAGUCACAUGGACACUGGCGCCGUGGUGCGUGGGUUUUUGGGGGCACAACAGCUGGAGAAUGCUCUUGCGGGCAUGGACCUUGUAAUCAUCCCUGCUGGAGUUCCCCGUAAACCUGGAAUGACGAGGGAUGAUCUGUUCAACAUCAAUGCUGGAAUCGUUAGAACACUUUGUGAAGGGAUUGCUAAGAGCUGCCCAAAUGCUAUUGUCAACUUGAUCAGUAAUCCUGUUAACUCCACCGUUCCAAUUGCAGCAGAAGUUUUCAAGAAAGCUGGCACCUAUGAUCCAAAGCGACUUUUGGGUGUCACAAUGCUUGAUGUUGUCAGAGCUAAUACUUUUGUGGCAGAAGUUUUAGGCCUUGACCCUAGAGAGGUUGAUGUUCCGGUUGUUGGGGGUCACUCAGGGGUUACAAUUUUACCUCUUCUUUCUCAGGUUAAACCUCCUUGCUCUUUCACCCCAAAAGAAAUUGAAUAUCUGACGGAUCGCAUUCAAAAUGGUGGAACAGAAGUUGUUGAGGCAAAAGCUGGAACUGGUUCUGCAACACUAUCAAUGGCAUAUGCUGCUGUUAAAUUUGCAGAUGCAUGCCUUAGGGGCCUGAGAGGAGAUUCAGGCAUUGUUGAAUGUUCAUUUGUGGCUUCUCAGGUGACUGAACUUCCUUUCUUCGCGUCCAAGGUACGGCUCGGCCGUACUGGAGCAGAGGAAAUAUUCCCUCUUGGCCCUCUGAAUGAGUAUGAGAGGGCUGGCUUGGAGAAGGCAAAGAAAGAGUUGGCAACAAGCAUUCAGAAGGGGGUUUCCUUUAUCAGAAAAUGAACAGCUGCCAGCCUGCCAUUGACCUGGUUUUUCUUGAUAUAUUCAAUGUCUUAUGGAUCAUGAUUCCUCAAAAUAAAUGGUUCCUAUCUUUUCUUGCUU
This is a messenger RNA of Corylus avellana, 1358 nucleotides long. RefSeq names its product malate dehydrogenase, glyoxysomal. NCBI's taxonomy places the organism in Eukaryota, Viridiplantae, Streptophyta, Magnoliopsida, Fagales, Betulaceae. Gene Ontology annotation, biological process: tricarboxylic acid cycle; malate metabolic process. Gene Ontology annotation, molecular function: L-malate dehydrogenase (NAD+) activity. The record is from RefSeq and is a predicted model, not a curated record. Gene Ontology annotation, cellular component: chloroplast; cytoplasm.